Messenger RNA from Ornithorhynchus anatinus (platypus), 2777 nucleotides. RefSeq names its product corticotropin-releasing factor receptor 1. Gene Ontology annotation, biological process: adenylate cyclase-activating G protein-coupled receptor signaling pathway; cell surface receptor signaling pathway. Gene Ontology annotation, molecular function: G protein-coupled peptide receptor activity; corticotrophin-releasing factor receptor activity; corticotropin-releasing hormone receptor activity. The transcript has 12 exons. Gene Ontology annotation, cellular component: neuron projection; plasma membrane. The record is from RefSeq and is a predicted model, not a curated record. NCBI's taxonomy places the organism in Eukaryota, Metazoa, Chordata, Mammalia, Monotremata, Ornithorhynchidae. The coding region runs from base 598 to 1320 and encodes 240 amino acids.
CCCUCCCUCCUCUCCUCCUCCUCCUGGUCAGCCCCCGCCCCCGCAGACCAACCCGCACGCCGGCCGGCCUCUCCCGCAGACGGGCCCGGGCUGCGGGGUGAGGGUCCCUGGGGGUGGGGGUGGGGGUGGGGGCACCGAGUGAUCCCAGGAUGGGCUUCAGGACGCGCGACCCGCAGCACCUGGUCCUCAAGGCUCUGCUUCUGUGCCUUGGCCCUGUUUCAGCGACCCUUCAGGACCACUACUGUGAGAGCCUGGCCCCUGUGGGCAACACCACUGGGCCCCAGUGCAACGCCUCCGUGGACCUCAUCGGGACAUGCUGGCCCCGGAGCCCGGCUGGGCAGCUUGUGUCUCGACCCUGCCCUGCCUACUUCUACGGAGUCCGCUACAACACCACAAAGGCGGAGGAGCAGACUGCAUUACCACGUGGCUGUCAGCAUCAACUACCUGGGCCAUUGCGUGUCUCUGGGGACCCUGCUGGUUGCCUUCGCCCUGUUCCUGAGGCUCAGGAGCAUCCGCUGCCUUCGCAACAUCAUCCACUGGAACCUGAUCUCGGCCUUCAUCCUUCGCAACGCCACCUGGUUCGUGGUGCAGCUGACCAUGAACCCUGCUGUCCACCACAGCAACGUGGCCUGGUGCCGCCUGGUCACUGCCAUCUACAACUACUUCCAUGUGACCAACUUCUUCUGGAUGUUUGGAGAGGGCUGCUACCUGCACACCGCCAUCGUGCUCACCUACUGUGCUGACCGCCUGCGCCGCUGGAUGUUCCUGUGCCUCGGCUGGUGCGUCCCUGUUCCCAUCAUUGUGGCCUGGGCCAUUGGGAAAUUGUACUAUGACAAUGAGAAGUGCUGGUUCGGGAAGCGGGCUGGCGUGUACACAGAUUAUAUCUACCAAGGGCCCAUGAUCCUCGUCCUGCUGAUCAACUUCAUCUUCCUGUUCAAUAUCGUCCGGAUCCUCAUGACCAAACUCCGAGCAUCCACUACAUCAGAGACCAUCCAGUACAGGAAAGCUGUGAAGGCCACCCUGGUGCUCCUGCCCCUCCUGGGUCUGACGUACAUGCUCUUCUUCGUCAACCCAGGGGAAGAUGAGAUUUCCCGUGUCACCUUCAUCUACUUCAAUUCCUUCCUGGAGUCCUUCCAGGGCUUCUUUGUCUCCGUCUUCUACUGCUUCCUCAACAGCGAGGUCCGCUCGGCUGUCCGGAAGAGGUGGCAUCGCUGGCAGGACAAACACUCAAUCCGUGUCAGGGUGGCCCGCGCCAUGUCCAUCCCCACCUCGCCCACCCGUGUUAGCUUCCACAGCAUCAAGCAGUCCACGGCUGUGUGAACCGGGAGAGGGGGCCGGGCGGCGGCUGGGGGGCGGUCCUCUACCCUCCAUAAGAUCCUGGGGGCUCAGCCCUGGGAUGACCUUGCCUGAAGCCUCCAGCGGGUGGGGGCAAAGACCUCAGCCCCCUCAGCCACUCCAGCCCCCUCCGCUGAGUGGCCAGCUGGCCACACUGGGGUCCUGUGUGACACUGGCUCUUGGGAGGGAUGUAGGGUUGUCUCAGUGGGAGGAGUGCUGCCCACCCACCCCAGGAUCCUGAGACCCUAUCACCCGCUGCCAGCAGGAGCAAGGAGAGCCAGGGCAUUGAACGGAGUCAGUGGGGAAGGCAGUGAUGGGCCCUGCGGGGAGGAGGAUGACUCUUCCCCCACCCUACGUCCCACACAAGCUAGGGGACACCUGGCCCCUCAGAGAGAUGUUGGGCCAGGGGUCCAGCAGUGCCUGAGCCAAGAGUGUCCAACCAACCAAAGAUGAUGGUAAUGUUACUGGAGGCCACCAUGACCUCAUCAGAAACCAUGGCAAUGUCACUGGGGACCGUGAUGUUAUCAGGGAACAAAUGAUGCCCAAAGGGGCCACAGUGAUGUCACUGGAGAUGGUGGCCGUGCUAUCAUCGGCCUGCUGAAAAUCCCUGGAAACCACAGCAGCUCAGGAACCAUGACGAUCCCAUCACCUUGGCGCCUUCUCCCCAUCAAGGUGGACCCCACCCACCAAGCCACCUCUACGUAUGGCACUCCCCCCCCCCAAGACCCAUCCUUCCUGGAAGCCCUGAGAUCCCUGAGUGCCUGAGACCAAGGACAGAGACCAGAGUCAACGCCAUCCUCACCAGGCUCCUCCGAAAAAUCCACUCUCGCACCCAAGCUGGUUCUCUGUGUUGGCCCUGAGAGGCUGCCCUGGGUGGGUUCCGUGCCCCCAGCUUGUGCCCAGGAAAGGGGCGACUCAGACUGGACUCAGCAUCACUUGACCCUCCAGCCUGCUCACUGGACUCACUGGGCAGAGGACUCGGCCAUGGAAGAAAAACACCAGGCUCCUGGCAGACUUGUGGCCUGCUGACCUCCUUGCCACCUCCCUGAGGGCAGCUGGCAUCUGGAAAGGGGGACAGAAGGGGUGGAGAACAGGGGAGCAGAAGGAUGGGGGCACAAAGAAGCCGGGGGCUGACACCUCACUGAAUCAUGCACAUGUUCCCAGGGUAUAUAAUAGGGGACCACCUCCAACCAGUAAAGCUGUCCAAAUCCCUCACAUACACCCUUGGUUUUCAGUCCUGCUUGUGCUGCUCCCGGGCAGAGGUGGCCCAAAGACCCCAGGGUCAGGGGUAGGGAGCAGCCUAUCUGUUGUCCUGCCCAGAUGAGGCUGGCAGCUGGCACUGCACCAUACAUUUGGUGGGAAUGGUGUGGCUGCUGGGCAUGGCAGGGGGAGAGGAGUGCUCUGCACAUAGUAAGCCCUCAAUAAAUACUAUUAAAUGAAGG